Protobothrops mucrosquamatus (brown spotted pit viper) is the source of this 2223-nucleotide messenger RNA. RefSeq names its product MTSS I-BAR domain containing 2 (gene MTSS2). Gene Ontology annotation, molecular function: actin binding; phospholipid binding. Gene Ontology annotation, biological process: plasma membrane organization; cell projection assembly. NCBI's taxonomy places the organism in Eukaryota, Metazoa, Chordata, Lepidosauria, Squamata, Viperidae. Gene Ontology annotation, cellular component: cytoplasmic side of plasma membrane; actin cytoskeleton. Bases 1 to 2223 code for a protein of 740 amino acids. The record is from RefSeq and is a predicted model, not a curated record. The transcript has 17 exons.
AUGGAGGCGGCGGAGAAGGAGUGCGGGGCGCUGGGCGGCCUCUUCCAGGCCAUCGUCAACGACAUGAAGAGCUCCUACCCAGUCUGGGAAGAUUUCAACUCGAAAGCCACAAAGCUCCACUCCCAGCUGCGGACCACCAUAUUGGCUGCAGUGGCUUUCCUGGAGGCCUUCCAGAGAGUGGCAGACAUGGCCACCAACACCAGAGGAGCCACAAGGGAUAUCGGGUCGGCACUGACCCGGAUGUGCAUGCGCCACCGCAGCAUCGAGACCAAGCUGAGGCACUUCACCAACGCCCUCAUGGAGAGCCUGAUCAACCCCCUGCAGGAGAGGAUAGAGGACUGGAAGAAGACCGCCAACCAGCUCGACAAGGACCACGCGAAAGAGUACAAACGAGCCCGUCAUGAGAUAAAGAAGAAGUCUUCUGACACACUGAAACUUCAGAAGAAAGCACGCAAAGAGCUACUUGGCAAGGGGGACCUGCAGCCUCAGCUGGACAAUGCCCUGCAGGAUGUGAACGACCUGUAUCUCCUCCUGGAGGAGACAGAGAAGCAGGCGGUCCGCAAGGCCCUGGUGGAGGAACGGGGACGGUUCUGCACCUUCAUCGCAUAUCUGCAGCCGGUGGUGAAUGGAGAGAUCACCAUGCUGGGAGAGAUCACCCACCUUCAGGGCAUCAUUGAUGACCUAGUGGUGCUGACAGCAGAUCCACAUAAACUGCCAACAGCCAGUGAGCAGGUGAUCAAAGAUCUGAAGGGCUCUGAUUACAGCUGGUCUUACCAAACCCCUCCAUCUUCCCCUGGCAGCUCAGGGUCCCGCAAAUCCAGCUUGUGCAGGUAUGUUUGGGGGUACAAUGCCAGCAUGAGCAGGGCAUCAGGGCAUGUGCCCAGCAUCUCACCUGGUUUCACAUUUUACUCCCAUAGUGUGGCACAACCGGUAAAUGCCAACACCCGCCUGUCCAGUGUCUCGUCACACGACUCGGGCUUCAUCUCGCAGGAUGCCGUGUUCUCCAAGCCUCCCUCGCCAAUGCCCUUGGACAUCACCAGCCAGAAGUCCUCCAGCUCUGCAUCGUCCGAAGCCUCUGAAACAUGCCAAUCUGUUAGUGAAUGCAACUCCCCAACCUCGGAUUGGUCCAAGCUCCCCCUCUACGAGCAGCCGGGGGCAAAUCUUCUGCCACGCAGAAAGGAUCGGGUGGAGCUUCUCCGGGAGGCAGAACCAGGCUUGCCCCCCCUGAUUUAUCCGGGGCUCAGCUUGGAGGAUGGUCCUCGACCUCGCCUGUCCCCAGCCUCCAUUGCUGCCAAGCACGGGGAGGAAGUGUCUCCAGCAGCCAGUGAGCUGGCCAUGGUGCUGACCCACGGCCUGAGCCUGGAGCACCAGAAGAGCAGCCGGGAUAGCCUGCAGUUCUCCAGUGGCUACAGCACCCAGACCACCACUCCAUCCUGCUCAGAGGAUGCCAUUCCCUCUCAAGGUUCAGAGUACGACUGCUAUUCUGUGAAUGGGGAUAUGGAGGGAGACAACCAGAAUGAAUUAGACAAAUCCUCAACCAUCCCUCGCAACAGCAAUAUUGCUCAGAAUUAUCGCCGGAUGAUCCAGACUAAGCGACCAGCUUCAACAGCCGGCCUGCCCACUGGCACUGCCUUGCCAACUGGGACCACGCCAGGCGUGGCUACCAUCCGUCGCACACCUUCCACCAAGCCCACGGUUCGCCGAACUGUCUCCAGUGCUGGUCCGAUUCCCAUCAGGCCCCCCAUUGUCCCUGUCAAGACCCCCACUGUGCCUGACUCGCCCAGUCACGCCGGCCCCCUCCGGAUGGGCAGCGAAGAAUGUGUCUUCUAUGCCGAUGAUGCCUGCUCGGUGCACAGCCUCACCAAAGUCUCCCCCAAGAGGCUGAGCCUGCCCAAUGCCAGCUGGGGCAGCAACACCCUGGAAAUCUCAGUGUACACCGGGGCCGGGAAGCCUUCCACAGAAGAGGAACAGCAGCUGGCCGCCAACCGCCACAGCCUGGUGGAAAAGAUUGGCGAGCUGGUGGCCAGCGCUCAUGCCCUGGGAGAUGGCCAGUUCCCUUUCCCCACAGUGUGCUCAGACCCUGGUCCUGAGGAGCAGACCCCCAACCUUCCUCUGGCUGCUUCCAGCGAGCCCCCCACUGAAGACAUGUUGGUGGCCAUCCGCCGUGGUGUGCGUCUUCGUCGAACCAUCACCAAUGAUAGGUCAGCGCCACGGUUUUUGUGA